CCCCCACCCCCCCCCCCCCCCGCUGCUUGCGAUUCGAUCACGCGUCUCUUCCCCACCUCUAUGUCCGCCGUGACCGCGACCCUCGCCGCAGCGAGGUCCCCCGCGGUAGCUGCGCUCCGCCGCCGCUGGGGAGCGGCGGCGCCCCUCCGCUCGGCGCCUGGUCUUCGCCCCCGCCGCCGAGGCAUUGCCAUGGCCGCCGCGCCCGCACCCGUCCCCGCCGAUCCGCUUCCCGAGGGUGCUGAUUCAUUUUUCCGGUCAGUUAUCUCAAACAUGGAAAAAGUUUAUCUGAGCAGGAAUCCAACAGCCAGAACCAUUUUGGAGCAUGUCCAUUCUUAUGAUGGCGACCGCAUUUGUUAUGACCACUUUGCUUUCCGGACAUUUGGGGUUGAUGGUUAUGGCAUAAAUUCACUUGCUGAAUUUUUCACUGAUUUUGGUUAUCUACCUCGUGAAGAACUACGGUUUCCAGCAAAAAAACUUAGAGCACUAUGGUUUUCCCCUCCCACCAAUGAUGGCUACACUGGAACUGGUAUAUAUGGGCCCCUGCCAAGGAUAUUCAUUUCGGAACUUCUUGUGGAUGAGUUGACCGUGCAAAGCCAGGAAAUUAUACAUAAGUACAUUAAAACUUCUGGUAAAGGAAAUAAACAUGCUGCUCUUGCAAGUACAUCUGGGGAGCUGACAUGGGAGAAGCCUGUUUAUUCUGAUUUCCAGGUUUUGUCUAGGGAAAGUGAAUAUGCUGCAUGGACUCUUGUUAAUGGCUAUGCACUAAACCAUGCCACAAUUGCCACUCAUCGCCUAGAGUCAGAUAUCAGAAGUAUUAAUAGGUUCAACAAAUUUGUGGAGGACAAUGGGUUCAAGUUAAAUUCAGAAGGAGGGAUUUUGAAAGUGAGUCCUGAUGGUCUCCUUCAGCAAAGCUCAACGGUAGCUGAUUCAGCAUUGUUUACUUUUGCUGAUGGAGUCACUGAAUCUAUUCCUCGAUCCUAUAUUGAAUUUGCUGAACGCUUGCUGCUCCCGCAGUUCAAGCAUUUGCAAGAUGAAGAGGUAAAAGAACGCCACAGGCGCGAUGGUUUUGAGGUGGGCAAUGCAGACAAGAUAUUCGAGAGCACGUCGAAGGAUCAGCUGACACGGAGAUGAACAGUGAACUUGAUGAACCAUUCUGCGAGUUACCCAAUGUGCCUCUUGGAAGUGUGUUGGAACCGUGCAUUGUGUAAAUAAUUGUAUCUACCUAGGUAAAAUAAAAACAUGAGAAUCAAUAAAAAACAACAUUUCUA
Molecule: messenger RNA, 1268 nt
Organism: Phragmites australis (common reed)
Lineage: Eukaryota; Viridiplantae; Streptophyta; Magnoliopsida; Poales; Poaceae
Product: 2-oxoadipate dioxygenase/decarboxylase, chloroplastic/amyloplastic-like
Exons: 7
Coding region: 61-1131 (356 amino acids)
Molecular function (GO): oxidoreductase activity
Source: RefSeq, a predicted model, not a curated record